AGCACUGGGUGAGCUCGCCUGAGGUGAGUUUACAAAAUUUUUGUGUUUUCCUUGUAUGGGUGGAGGACAGAUUGAGUUACCACUCGAGAAAACAAGCAGAAGUCAGACACUGUCUCUGACAGACUUGGGCAUGUACAAGGGAGACACCUGGCAGCCAUGGCUGGUCAUCCGUCGCUACCUUCACCACAGGGAGCAUUAUCAUCAGAAGCUGAGCAAUUCUGGAUACAAUGGGUUGAGGCCGCCUUCCCUGAUCUCGACUCUCGCGCCUACUUCCUGCCUCCUGUCUACUUCAACCGCGUGCCGAUGACUAGACAGUCGGCUGCUGGUCAGAAUGUUCUGGUCCUUCAAUCAACGCCUAAGCCGCCCGUUAAGUUAAUGGGAUUAGAAGAAAAUUUAGGGGAUUUACUGAGUUCAUCCGAAAUAAAUACAUCAUCAAACGUCGACGAAAAAACUUCAAACCAUCUGAAGACAGUUCCAUCUCCUGCUCAGGAUUCCAUCCCACAGCCUGCUCCUGUUCAGGACAGUGACAUCAGAAACGAUGCAGCCAUGCAGCGAGUUCUCUUUAGUCUUCAGAAGUUGUCAGAGAAGACCAAAGAGGUUUUGGUUGGAAUCAGUCAGCUUCAGUUCGGACAGUACCUGGGGGAACCUUGUUACGCUGCUGCGGCUAAACACCUACCCCGACCUGAUACCCUUCCUUCUCCUCUGUCCCGGAAGCGAAAAGAGGGAGACUUUGAUGUUCUUCUUAUUCACCGACAGUACGGGCUGGUCAUCUGCGAGGUGAAGGCCUUUGGCGACAACUUGAAGGAUCUGAGCAUGAAACAGCAGGACAUAGACAAGAACAUUAGGAAGAAACUGAAAGACGCCAUUACACAGCUGGACAAGGCGGAGGCCAUGUUGUCUCACCUGGUGUCCGACAUCGCUCCUGGUCUGAGAAUCUCUAAGACGAUCGCCGUCCCUAACCUCACAGCUCAUCAGGUACAACAGGCUGUCUCAGGAGACUUCAAUUUCGCACAGGACAUGUGUCGGUGUCUGGGAACAACAGACCUAUCCGCCAUCACUGGUCUCUGUCUCUGCUCUGACCAAAUGUCUGACCACACAACACCAGGUGAUGUCAGUAGCGAUGUUCUGAGGGAAAUGGAGAACUGGUGGCAGCGACGAGUGGCUGAGACUGGGCCUGACAGUCACAUGACCUGUCACGUGUACAAGACAUUAGUAGCACGAUUCUGUGGUCCGGCGACGACAGUGACCAUCCUUUGCACAUCCUCCCCCCGUCUGUGUGUCAAGACCCUGGGUCAGGCCGUGUCGUGGACAGGUGAGUGCUACACAGCUCUCAUAACACUCUUCCCUGAACAAGUCGACCUGCUGAACACAGCUCCUCUCCGAGUAUUCGUGGCCGGUCCACCUGGCACAGGUAAGACCGUGGUGCUGCUGCUGAUGGGCACAGAGUGGCUGAGAUGUGGACACGAUGUCUACAUUGUCAGUUCGUUUGCUGACAGUCGCGCCUCGUGCAUCAUGCUGUACCACCUGCUGCUGCAGUCGCUGAACACCUUGAACAAGCAGGUGGCAGGAGGAACAACACCUGGUCAGCUCCACAUCCUGCAGUAUGAGUUCGAUCAGACACAAGAUGAGGAUGUAGAGAAGGCCGUCAACGACUUGACACAGGCAGCGAGAGGAGGGUCGGUGUAUGUCAUCGCUGAUGAAGCAGGAGGCGAAUUCAAGACUUUCUGUGACAAGCUUCUGACACGAGUUCCUCGUCUCCAUCUUUGGGCGGCGAGUUGUUUCCAUGCCUACGCACCCGCCGGGUGGCAGGUGGAAUAUUUCACCAGACCCCUCCGCUCUCCUCCGGCCGUCAUCAGGGAAGUGGAGAAGGACGGGUUCAUCACUGACCGUUAUGUCCACGGGUACAGCGACCGAGGUGUGUGCGACCACACAGACGGCCCGCCAGUCAGACGACUGUUUCACCGAGGUCAGGGUCACUCUCGUCGUGUCUCGCCUGUCAACUGUGUCACGUGCGGUCUCGAGGUGGCCAGCUUCCUCCGUAGUCUCAACGUUGGUGCUCGGGAGAACACUCCAAAGAAAUCUGCAACAGCCACCUCCACCAGCGGCGGCGCAACACCACCCUGCCUGCAGUGGAGAGAUGUGUUGGUGUUGUACCACGGGGAAGUCAUCUACAAGCCUGUCAUCGCCAAGUCGUUGAAGGCAGCGGGCAUCCCAGUGAGGGUCGUCAAUGAUGACGACAUCGAGAACAUCGCCACGGCCCGCAGCAACGUGCUGUGGGUGGUCAAUGGCGAGUUUGUGCGUGGUCUGGAGAGAAAAGUCGUCGUCUUUCUAGAGUCUACAGGUGUUGUUUUCACCCGACUGCACGUCCUGUCCAGGUGCACGUCACAACUUGUGAUUGUCUCCCCUUAGAACAGCCACCUGGACAUGAAUCUCACUCGCACACCUGUUACCUGUAGCGGUUUUCUUAUGGUUUCAUUGGAGUUAGCGCCCAUAACACGUGGUUUACUGAUUGUAUGUUUUAAUUUACACAGUGGACAUGUAGACCUUACCCACCAUUGUUUGUAUCAUCUUUUCAGAAAAAGACUACAGUACAUGUGUGUCAUCUACUUGUGAUCAACAUGUUAUGUCUCAUGGCCUCAUAUAUUUUGUAUAUCCAUCCUCACUUGUGUGUUGUUUUAUCAGACAGUCGAAAAAGGAAGUAGAUAUCAACAAUUCUACAACAUCUCAGUUAAUAAAGGAGGAUGUAUCGCUUUGCUUCAAGAUAGCUUUUAUACCAUGAGUAUAUACUUCUGAAUGUAAACUGUCUUCCAGUGUUUGAACUUUAUCAUGUGUGAUAAAAUUGUAAUUACUUGCAAAUCCGAAAUGUGAUUUUGCUUGGGUUUGAUUGACAUGGAAGGCAGUACCAUGUAAUGGGAUUGUUAACUGAUGUGUGGUUCUAGCCCUUGUUUCCCUAUACAGCUGCUAGAUAAUUGUCCUCUACAAUAAAUAAAGCUGCAUCUUCCA
Pomacea canaliculata is the source of this 3003-nucleotide messenger RNA. RefSeq lists its product as uncharacterized. NCBI's taxonomy places the organism in Eukaryota, Metazoa, Mollusca, Gastropoda, Architaenioglossa, Ampullariidae. The transcript has 6 exons. The coding region runs from base 157 to 2409 and encodes 750 amino acids. The record is from RefSeq and is a predicted model, not a curated record.